GACCUCAUGCACAGGAACACUUCCAAUCACUCUCUGAUUUUCAAACUUCAUAUGUAUAUCUCUCAUAUAGUUGAGAGUCAAGUAGUAAGUGUUUGUUGGGUGUUAUUGUUGUCUGCGGUUCAGAAUUUGAAGCACCAACAAAGGGCUGGUGGUAGUAAGAACAGAUAUGCACAUAAUAGUACUGUAUUUGCUGUAGAAAUAGUCUGUCCUUUGUCCAGUCAGUCCCACCAGUCUAGUCCUUAGCAAAAAAACUGUCUGUCCUUCAUCUGUUUCUCCUACUAAUUCCCCAGUAGUAAUUUCUACUACUAUUAAUCUGGUCACUAUUCAACAGUGGUGUGUAAUAUCACAAGAAUCAAUUUUAUGCCCAGCAAAUUGGUUUUUUCAGAAUCAGUAUUAAAAAUUGAACUAGACUCCUGUAUGUUCAAAAAUUAAAAUAGUGGUAUUUUUGACAAAGUUAUAACCACUUGAAGGUUGGGUAGUAGUAUUACAAAUAUUAUGAAGUAGUAAAAAUGAAGUGAAAAAGAUUCUCUAGUGAAAUUUUUCUUAAUGGUACCCUUUUGUGAAAUUUUUCUUAAUGGUACCCUUUUGGGUCCAAAUUACAAUGUGCAAUUUUUAACAGUAUUAAUUUUACAGUGCUCUACACAUCAAACAAUAGUCUUAAUUCUGACCAGCACCUGCUGCAAGCUGUCAAUAUUAAAAAAGAAACUAUUUUAUAUCAAUUUUGAGGAGUCGCUGAUACAGAGGAGGAGGCUAUGAGGCUAUGGGCGGGGAGGCCCACUGAUACCAAGGAUGCUACCAACCGGCCAGUAUGGAGUAGGUUCUGAUAUGGAGGAUGCAGAUAUGGAGGAGCUACUGAUACAGAGGAGAUGCUGAUAAGGAGGAGCUAGUCUACUGAUAUGGAGGAUGCUGAUACUACGGACUAGGAGCUAGUACUAGUACUGAUACGGAGGAUAUUGAUACAGAGGAUGAUGCUGAUAUGGAGGACACUGAUAUGGAGGGAGCUUGCUGAUAUGGGGGACCCUUUCUGAUACAGACGGUUGGUGCUAUGGAGGAGACUCGCUAAUACUGAUGAUGCUUGCUGAUACAGAGGCUCACUGAUAUGGAGGCUGAUUUGGAUGACGCUUGCUGCUGGUGUUUCCUCUUGUAAACCACUGGUUCGAUCAAUCCACAACUUCCAGAUCCUUGAGCCCUUAAUGUAAGGAUUAGAAAACUUGUCUUGGGAGUACAAUUGGUUGGAUAUUGAUGAAGAACUAAAGAGGCGACAGCUUGCUACUACCAUGCUGGUGGAGGUUGCUGGUGCUGUGUUACUAAUGGUGAGUUUUUUAAAUUUUCGGUGCGCAGAGAAAUCAACAAGCUCGAAAAGUUUCUCUAGCAAGAAACCCAUACAAUAUGCACAUUUAUCAAAAGACAAGAGAAAACGCUUUCCAACUGAUGGAUUCUCUAAUUCUGAUUKGUGCUAUCCUAGCUUUAACAAACAAGCAAAGACAGCUAAAAACUAGUGCGUUUCAUUGUUCUCAUAACCUGUUUGAAAUCAAUAGUCUUAUUUCGAACUCAAACAAGUACAGAGGAUGGAAUAUGAGUUCGGAUGCGUCGCGCACGCACCCCUCUAAUUGUCACCCCUGCAUUCAACCACAUCUGAGUCUACCGCAUGGUACUUCUACGAAGUAAUUUUUCAAUUUUUCUUCACACAAUUAGUCUGUUUUAAAUCUCAACAUUGCGAAUUGGAGUCAGUGCCAUAGAACAGACAUUUCGAACCAUGCAAACCUUCUAUUCUCUUCUGCUAUUCUCAAAGCCAAGACCAGUGGUUGUAUUAUUUCUUGCGGCAUCGGUUGUAGUGGAUUCCUUCGCUCCCGCAACGAUACGUUCUGGUGUUCUGCAACACCACCGAACCAAAAAUGCGAGCGCGAAGACAGAGAGGGGCACACUUCUCUUCGCUGAAUCUCCGCAGUAUCAGAAGCAGGAAGGAAUAUUGAGGCGAUCAGAAUGUGUGGGCAAAGGGAGCUACCUACUAUACAUCGAUUGCGUUGAUGACGACACAAAUGGAUACAAACCAGGGCAUGUUCUAGCGCUUGAAAUCCAACCUCCCGCUGUGGAUGGUUGCGACGAUGUCGAGGUGUCUGAAACCAUGACCAUGAACGAAAAAACAAGAAAAGACAUGGAAGCGAACGAGGGUUGGAUGCGGGGGCCGUAUACGGUAAGUCGUGGGUACGGCACCAGCUCCGAGAUAAAUGGCAAGGCAAAAAAUGACGGCUUUCAGGUCUUGGUCAAGGAAGUAGGUUACAAGUCCCACGUCUUUUCGACCUGCCCUGAGGGAACUCCCGUUCGCUACGGUGGCAAGUUCAAGGUUCCAAUUGCGGAGGGAAUCUUGGAAGCCGCGGAAACAAACGACAGUGAAGAUCGUGGGGCAACAAAGCGGGUGAUUAUGGUCUCGACUGGGGUUGGGGUGGGGCCUUGUCUAGGCGCUUCCGAGAUAUUGGUGAACAUGCUGACCUCUUCCGACGCAAAGGAAUCCACAAUUCAUUCCAUUAAUCUAGUGACGAGUUUCCGAACCCGAGAGGAAAUCGCCAUGGCUUCGGAUUUGGACAAAUUGCAGCAACAGCAACAAGGUAGAAACCCUGAAUUUCACUGGGAAUCUAUCAUCACUGGAGAAACUGGACGGCUUUCAGCGAGUGGCCCAGAAUGCUUGCUAGAUCAAUACGUAAGUCCUGCCAUAAGUACUGGUUCCGCCAUUCGAAACACACAUUACCAUAUCAUUGGAAACGGGCAACUUGUCAAUGAAUGGACUGCCGGUCUGGAACAAGCAGGGGUUCCCCCUUCGAGGGUCACCACCGAAGCCUACUUUAAUCACAAGGGCGAAGCAGACCCCGUUGCCGUAAAUGCGAUCUGCCAGGCGAUCCUCAGAUUAGAUCGGGAUGCAGAGUCGAAAGAGGUGGAAACUGCAGUAGAACAGGCAGCAAGAGAUGCAUAGGCGUAGGACCGACAGAAAAACAAUCUAGCUCCCUGCAGAGCCUGAAGCAUUAAUCAUUCAU
This is a messenger RNA of Pseudo-nitzschia multistriata, 3029 nucleotides long. The record is from the annotation of a GenBank genome assembly. NCBI's taxonomy places the organism in Eukaryota, Bacillariophyta, Bacillariophyceae, Bacillariales, Bacillariaceae.